Molecule: messenger RNA, 6324 nt
Organism: Corythoichthys intestinalis (scribbled pipefish)
Lineage: Eukaryota; Metazoa; Chordata; Actinopteri; Syngnathiformes; Syngnathidae
Gene: cobll1b
Product: cordon-bleu WH2 repeat protein-like 1b
Exons: 14
Coding region: 2931-5816 (961 amino acids)
Molecular function (GO): actin monomer binding
Source: RefSeq, a predicted model, not a curated record
UGCAACUACUGAGGACACUCAUCACUUUGUAAUGCAAAUUAGGAUACAUUAGUAGCAUUUUUCAUAGUAAAAUAUUACAAAUACCACAAGUGAUACCGAGGUUCCUUUGUGGUAUUUGGAAGAAUCACUGAAUUAUAAAUGUUCGAAGUGUAGUUCAAGUUUUAUUUAACUUUUAAGAACAAUACUUUUGAAUGUCAUAUUUUAUAAAUACCGUAAUUUUCGGACGAUAAGCCGCUACUUUUUUUUACCUCAUUUUGAAUCCUGCGGCCUAUAGUCUAGUGAAGCUUAUUUGUUGAUUUAUUUCGGUUAAUAGGUAACACUUAAUUUGUCAACGGCGUCAUAAGACUGCCAUAAGGCCGUCAUAAUUAUGACAUGACAUUAUCAUGGGCAUUAAUGAAUGUGUAUGACAGAUGUCAUUAAGUGCCAUCCGGCAAUUUAUGUCACUAACUCCAUUUAUGUCCAGCUUGGAUCUUUUACAUCCGUUCAAAAGGGAGAUAAUUUGCCGGAUGACACGAUGGCUAGGUUCAUACUACAGGUCUUAAUGCACAAAUCCGAUUUUUUGCCAUAUCUGUUGUUUUGGCGUGCCGAUUCAGACUGCCUUUGUCCAUUGAGACCGUUCAAGUAUCACGCAUGCGCACUAAUUCGCAGUCCGAGAUGCGCUCAGCAAAGAGACCCGCAUGAGCAGAAGCAUCAAAACAAAUUACACAUGCUAGCUGUAUGUCAUUCCAGAGUGAUCAUAUUUUGAUUUCCAAAAAGAGGACACAAAUAACAGACAUUAAUUAUCCCUGUUUAGUCUUAUAUUCAAAGUUUCUAUGGACUGAUAGAACGCAUACACGCACAAACAUGAGCCUUGACAUGUGUGCGUAAAAUGACGUGGGUGCGUCAGUUUGCCCCGACUCGGCCGUGUGUGCAAUAAUGAAAUAUUGCUCAUUCGGCGCACAGAAUGAAAAUCGAAAAUUGUAAGACUUAUUCUUUCCUUCGUUUAAUUUUUUAAUGACUGUGGUCAAGCCCGCUUCGUGCUUAAAAGCAGAGUUCAAGCUAGGUGCUAAUGCCUACAUGGCUGCCGUCCUCAGUGCCUCUUGUUUUUUGCUGACGUAAUUGCUGCACGAAUUCCGAUUUGGGAGUUUGAUAGUUAAGACUGCCAGUCGCGUUCUGAAAAAAUGUGGCCCAGAUCGAAUUUGAACCACAUAGGAAAGUGACUUAGAUCGGAUUUGACUUCUAUGCGAAAUGUCCCGUUCAGACCGUCAAGUUAAUGCCUGACUCGAGUCGGAAAAACACGAAAAAUCGGAUUCGUGCAUUAAGACCUGUAGUAUGAACCUAGCCAAAGUGAAAUCAGUCAUAAGCAUUCGUUAAUGCUCAUGGCUGUGUCACGUCAUAAUUAUGAUGGUCUUAUGACAGUCUUAUGGCGCCACUGUCAAAUAAAGUGUUACCAAAUUCCAUAACUAGCGAUGAAUGAAACAACUAGAACAGUAACUGAAGAAAUAAUUAGCACAGAACAUGAAUUUUGAUUUGUUAUUUACAUCUGUAGCACUGUAAUACAUGCUAGGAGGCAUGUUGGACGACAACAGUGUUGACGGUAGUUGGCAUCAGAGUUUGACUGUCUCCCCCAAGAGAACAGUGAUGGCCAAAUUGAAGCUUCUUGAAGCAAUGAAGAUUUAAAGCCAAUUGGUUCAAAGCUUCAUGGUGGUUCAUUUGGUCAUAUGACAGUCUUAUGAUGCCGCUGUCAAAUAAAGUGGAUAAUAAACCGGAUAAUAUCUUUUGGUGUAAAUAUCUCAUAAUACAUUGAGGACAGCUGCGCGUUAUAGUCCAGUGCGGUUUAUCUAUGAACAAAUGCCGUCUUUGUGUCAAAUUUGGUGGGUGCCGGCUUAUAGUCUGAUGCGCCUUAUAGUGCGAAAAUUACGAUAAUUGUUUUCUAACAUGUAUUCAGGUACUGUUUUUAUUCAAAUUUAAAGUGCAAUAUUUUCAAAUUGAAUCAUUUAUUGAAUAAAUUUAAGGGCAGUUAUACUCUUUAAAUUGUGCCUAAUAUUACAAGAAUACUGAGAGAACCUCUGCCUUGUUUGUGAUGUGCACUGCUCUUUCCCAAUCAUUCAGGGGAUACCUGGAUAGCUAGAAAGUGGUAGUUUGAGAACCAUUGCUAAGUGACCACUUUCCUCUAAAGACAGGGAAUAUGUGUUGUCUUGCUCCUUAUCUAAAAAUGUGAAAAUCAUUGGGUAAUUAAAAGAUGAAAAACCCUUUGUUCAGCUUCAGCCCCUUGUUAGUAGGUUGUGCAAAAAGCCUUGAAUAAUUGGACGCGUGCAAUAAAAAGUUAAGAGGGGUCAAAUUAGGUUUAGCAAUAGAGUUUGUGGUGGUAAACAGGUCCAUCAUGAAAGCAGUUGGCCCAUUUUUUCAAGGUUGAAAAUGAUUGAAAACUGAUGGGGAUGGUUGCUCGUUUCCAUGACUUGCCACACGGAGUCACUGUUGACACACUAAUGCAAUCAUUAAAAGGAAACCAGCAAAGAAGAAAUCUUGUCCGUGUGUUUAUUUAGAGUUGCAUUUAACUUCUCUUUUGGGCCUUCGCGUUGACAUUUUGUACGGUACGUCCACUUCUUUUUGCUUGUUGUCUCGUUGCCAACAAUUUGAUUGAAACGUCCCGCCGGGACAGACACAAACCGCAACGAGGGACGCCCCGCUUUUACAGCUUGACGUUACUGCGGUGUGGCAGCGUCUACGGGAUGUAAGUUGCAGGGGAAAAGUUGCCACAGUUGAGUACAGUACUAGUUGAAUAUCCCAAUAUCUACCGUCGCGGAUUGAAAAAAGAAAAAACAUGGAGGAAUGGGCUGUUUAAAGAGGCGAAAAAUGCCUAACCAGGACGAAUGAGGCUCUCCUUUCCCCCAACAAACUAACUCAUGUUGGUGGCGGGUUUCCGUGAUCUUGCAUCCCUGUGAAGACUAAUGGAUGUUGAACGCCGCCACGAAAAACAUCUGCAUUCAUGUCCAGUAAAUUUGGUCAGGCCGAUGAGUUUAGUCAUGGAUGAUCAUUUAUCACAGCCUCAUCCACACAACUCUUCUAAGAGAGUGUCAACCAAAAGCAAAGCCCCAUCCCCACCAGAACUGAAGAAUCUGGAUUCCUUGGAUUUCUCCCAGUGGUAUCCAGGAAACGCUGCCGUCACCAUGGACCACAAGGAGAAGCCUGUUGAUAAAGACCUCUCUUUGGUUGUUGUAUUGCCGGACGGUGUGGAAAAGAUGACCACAGUUCAUGGCAGUAAGCCUGUCAUGGAUCUGUUGGUGACGCUUUGCGGAAGGUAUCGCCUCAACCCGUCAAGUUACACUUUGGAACUCAUCACGGCGGGCCGGCACAACAUCAAGCUCAAGCCCAGCGCUCUCAUCGGCACUCUGGAUGUGGAAAAGAUCUUACUUAAACCUAAAGGGGAUGAUAAAAAUAAGAAGACGGGUCCUCAAAAGCCUGAGGCCACUGUUCGGAUGGUGAUAAACUACAAAAAGACCCAGAAAGCUAUCUUAAGAGUCAAUCCUCAAGUUGCCCUGACUGAACUCCUUCCUGCAAUCUGUGAGAAAUGCGAAUUUGCACUGGAGACAACAAUUCUAUUGAGAGAUGUGCAAUCCCUGGCCCCUUUGGACUUGUCCUGCUCCCUAAAUGAUUAUGCAAUCAGAGAGGUUUAUGCAAGAGAUACAAGAGGACUUUCUGAGUCUACUGUGUGCACAGCCUCACCAACACAUACAGCAGCAGUGACACCUGGAAAAGAUAAAAAUCAGAAAGAAAAAGAAAACAAGGGCCUCUUCAGCAAAUUUAGGAAAAGCAGGAAAACAUCUGAGCAGGCCACUACAGCUAGCGCCCCUGCUUCUCCGGUGCUCGUAAGCAAGCCUCGACCGCUUAGCAUGGCCUUGCCCAACUCCUGUUCACAUCCGCUAAUGUCGCCGACAUCGCCUGUCGGUGAUGUGCCCAAGAAGAGACGGGCUCCUCAGCCCCCCAUACUUGUGUCUCAGAGCUGCCACGCAGACCUCAGCACUCGCCAGAGGCUCUACUCUGAACCUGCUAUCCCAGUGGACUGUGAGAUUUCUGGUUUCAGUCGCGGCUCCUCAGCAGAAUCUUCACUUAGGAGGACUAAACGCAAGGCUCCUCCCCCACCAAUGUCUCCAGUUGGUGCUGGACCAGAAACUGUUCCUCCUCAAGAGAAUCUGCAAGACCCUGUAGGCGUUAAAACACUGGAAGAAAUCACUGAGGAGACAUCAGCAGCUGCAAAAGAGGUCCAUCAGCAAGACUCUGACAAGGGCAGUGGGGAAGAUCAGUCUCGUGAUCUAUCCUCAGAUGGCAACCAGCCACAGAGCACUACGGAUGAUUCAGCAUUUCAGAUCGAUGAAAGAAUCCCGACUGACCCAUCUCAAGCGGCGGAAAGUGUCUCACAAGUUGAAAGUGAACCCAGUCAGUCCAUUUGUGACGAACCUGUGCAUGAGAGUAUAAAAUUUGACCGCGGGGAUGUAACAAGUGACCUCCAGCUAGUUGCAGAAGACUCCCAGGUUGCUUCGGUUGAGGAAAACGCCCCCGCCCCCCAGGAGCAGUUGGUCAGCUCGCAGAGGUCAGAAAUUAUUGGCACGUCCUGCCCCGCUGGAGAGGACGCUCAGGUGCAAACAGAUUUAACAGCUUCCCCGGAGCCACUACCAGAACAUCAAGAACAGACAGAGCAAGUUGUGCCCUCUCCCUUGGAGUCUGGUUUGGAAUCAGCGAACAAUGUAAAGAAGGACAUAGCCACUGCAACAGAUGAGCCGCUAUCAGUGGACUUCAAAUCUAGCCAAACAUUAGACACGCCCCCGUGCCAAACGUCGACACCAAUUGUUGCCCCGAAAGUUGCGUCGAGCUCCACCUCGCAGCCCGAGCCAAAGCCGAAGCCCUCCAACGAGUUAACCAGGGACUACAUCCCUAAGAUAGGGAUGACUACGUACACUAUCGUGCCUCCAAAAUCAAGUGAGAAGCUGAGGUAUUUUGAAGUCGCACUGACACUGGAGACGCCCCCCGUUGCAGCAGAAGAUACACCCAGGGAAGAAAUACUGAGCACAACUAAUACUACUACUACCACUGCAGCAAACACUGUCAAUGGAUGCCAAGCUGAAGCCACUCACGCCUCAUCGCCAAGCAGCUCUACUAAAGCUGCUGACAGGUUCUUCUCCUCUCAAGCAGUUGCACCAGGAGAGGUUAAGGAGACUAAAAUUCCACCUGCAAUUAGACCAAAACCAGGAUCCUUCCGCUUGUCAAAGCACAAAAAGACGCCUGGGUAUUAUGUGACUUCAGCUGCAGAAAAAAGUCCUGUCGCCAAUACCCCUUCUGGCCACAAGGUCGACCAGGUAGACCGAGAGAUGUUACCACCCCCACCUCCUACUCCUCCAAUGCAGGGCAACAUUGAAGCCACUGAAGUUAGCCCAAGCCCUAAAAAGGACUAUAUACAAGACACACGUAUGACUAGGCAGAGCAGUAAGACAGCCAAAGAGCCAAGCUUCGGGUUAAGCUUAGAGAAGCUGAGGAGCUUUGCGGCCCCCAGGCCUUAUUCCCCUUCCACACCAUCUCGGUUCGCCCAAGCGGUGUCCUCGGCCGUCAAGAGGAGCCGAUCGCUGCCCCACAGCCCCAAAUCACCCAGCUCUCCGGUGACACCCUGUUCUCCAUCUGCAAAUCGCUUUUCAGCCAUUGAGCAAAACACAGUAUUGAAGUUCAAGGUUAAUGAGAAUGUUGAGGUGGCGAAUGGCAAAAGUUCUCCACCAGAUGACAAAGAACAGCCAGUUGUACCGAGUGAGCUUGUGCAGAUGGAUGGGAGGAGAGAGUCAACCAUAUAGCAGUGCUCAAUGACGUACAUGAGCUACUGAGGAGCACAUCCUGCUUUUGUUUCCUGAAACCUUAUUUUGGCACGAGACGAACAGUCUUUUGUUUUACCUCUUUUGAAUGGCAGUGUCAUCGAUUUAAUAUUUAAUCUUUAAUAAUUGCUGUAUUUUGGUUUAUUUGCUCACAUUUCAUUAACAGCUUCGGUAAAUAAUUUAUCUUUUUUUUUUUUUUUUUUUUUGUACAUGUGCUGUCUUGCAUUAAAUGCAGUGUUUUGCCUGGACCAGGAUGUUAAAUAAGAGCUAUUCUAUAAAUUAUAAAGAUAAAUUUUGGAGUUGUAAUAAUGUUAGUUUAUUAUUGUUUAUUCACAAACAUUUCUGAACAUUGAAUUUUGAGUUUGGAAAGACCGUGUUUGACUUGUGGUACUAAAUACCCCUCGUUUGCAUUGUUUAUAUUUAAAUAUGAGUUUUCAUAAAGCGAUGUGCAAAUAAUGUUGAAUGAACUUAAUAAAUAAACUUCACACGU